Messenger RNA from Phragmites australis (common reed), 1471 nucleotides. Its product is annotated as momilactone A synthase-like. Lineage: Eukaryota; Viridiplantae; Streptophyta; Magnoliopsida; Poales; Poaceae. The record is from RefSeq and is a predicted model, not a curated record. Bases 215 to 1126 code for a protein of 303 amino acids. The transcript has 3 exons.
ACUACUCCACUGAAUUUCUCUGUCUCUCUCUCCGCCAACGCAAACGGGCUACUAGUAUUUUCACUGCACAUCACAGCAGUGAUGGUACACUUCAGUCGUACAACACACUCAUUUCAGUCCUGAUCUACACUAAUCUUCUUCAAUGUAGUAUUAUAUAAGAAUAUCAGAGUGAAGCUAGCGGCAGGAGGUGGCAAGAACACGCAAUCCCUUCGCGAUGAUCAGAGCAGUGCACGUCGCUCUCAGACGGGUUGGGUGCAGGGGGAAGAGCAGAGCCUCGGCCACCGCCGCUCUGGUCGCGAACCACUUCUCCACGUUCUCGAAUUCCGAAAGGUUGGCCGAGAAGGUGGCCGUGAUCACCGGCGCCGCCAGCGGCAUCGGCAAGGCGACCGCGAUAGAGUUCGUGAAGAAUGGCGCGAAGGUCAUCCUCGCGGACAUCCAGGACGACGCCGGCCGCUCCAUCGCCGCGGAGCUCGGACCGGGGGCGAGCUACACGCGUUGCGACGUCACGGACGAGGCGCAGGUCGCCGCGGCCGUGGACCGUGCCGUGGAGCUUCACGGGCGGCUCGACGUGCUCUACAGCAAUGCCGGCGUGAGCGGGUCGAUGGCCCCGGUCCCGCUGGGCGCCCUCGACAUGGCGGAGUUCGACCGCGUGAUGGCGGUCAACGCGCGGGCCAUGGUCGCGUGCGUGAAGCACGGCGCGCGCGUGAUGGUGCCUCGCCGGAGCGGGUGCAUCCUGUGCAUGGCCAGCGUCGCGGGGAUGCAAGGCGGCGGGAUGCCCCACGCGUACAACGUCUCCAAGGCGACCGUGAUCGCGCUGGUGCGGUCGGUGGCGGGGGAGCUGGCGAGCCAUGGCGUGCGGGUGAACUCCAUCUCGCCCUACAUCAUGGCGACGCCGUUAGGGAUGAGCGCCAUGGCGCAGAUGUUCCCUGGCAUGGGGGAGGAGGAGCGGAGGCGCCUGAUCGAGGAGGGCCUGAGCGAGCUGCGCGGCACGGUGCUGGAGGCGGAGGACGUGGCGAGGGCGGCCGUUUACCUGGCUUCCGACGAGGCCAAGUACGUGAGCGGGCACAACCUUGUGGUGGACGGCUCGUACACCGCGACGAAGCGGCCGAGUGGUUUCCCGGCCUGACCACCAGUCCACCACGCCGUCAACAAGCUCCGGUGUACUCUGCAAUAAGAGAUUAGUCAACAGUAAAGAUUGUUUGAAUAAUUCUUGUGCAUGGUUUAUUUAGCAAGUUUGUUUUUUCUUUCCUUUCUGCAUACUUAGCAUGUGUGCGCAUGACUGUUAGUUUGGUUGUGCGCGUUCUGGGCUCUUGACGUGCGCUGUGUUCGCGUGGAGAGCGCGUCGUGCGCCACGACCGAAACGUCUGGGAUGGCAGUCGUUGAUGAGGAGUGUGGCGUGCAUGUCGGGUUUACAGAUCGGAUUUUUAGCUUGUAAUCGUUGCUUUAUAUAUGAAUAAAAAGGUCCAAAGAA